Molecule: messenger RNA, 1254 nt
Organism: Saccostrea cuccullata (small rock oyster)
Lineage: Eukaryota; Metazoa; Mollusca; Bivalvia; Ostreida; Ostreidae
Exons: 1
Coding region: 1-1254 (417 amino acids)
Source: RefSeq, a predicted model, not a curated record
AUGGAGAAAGAGUUUAAAGACUGUUCUAAAUGUUCGGGUAAGAUGAACAUUCUAGAUGAUCACGUUUUUUGUUAUAAACAUCGUCUCUGUAACGAGGCCUUUCCAUGUGACACUUGUAAAACCUGGUCAAAGGAACGGCGGGAUAAAAUAACGAAGAUGAUCGAGAAAAGUGUACAGAAAACAAUUAAAAUGAACAGUAGGGUGCCUCAGUCCGUCUGUGGAGACGGCAUGGCAGUGCAGGACGUAAGUCCGUCUGUGGAGGCGGCAGUCCAGGAGUCAAACGACAAUGCCUUACUGAAUGCCGAACGUAACAGACCCGACGUCGUGGAUUUAUCCGCAAUUAUUCAAGAACAAGUAAGACAGCAGGUCGAAUUGUUACUUAAACAAAAGAAUGUUGAUGAAAAUUUUAAUGAUCAACAUAACAUAUCGGCAUUGGCAGCAAACGAGGCAAGGUUGACCAGAGGAAAUGAGACCACCAAUUCCAAAACGGCAACCAUUAGCAGACCUCAUUUUGACAAGUUUAAGGCUUAUGAUGAACAUAUGUCAGCCUUUGAGUCCAGUGUUGCAGAUGUGUUGUCUGUUAAUGCACGAGAUAAUGAUUUUGAGGAUAUAGAUUCUAAUGCAUCAUUUGGUGGUUUGUGUACCAAUUCAGAUGCGGCCGUAGAGGUGCCUUUUGGUGCACCAGAUUCUUCUGAUCCACUACAGUGGAACGGUUUUGUUUCAAAGAUGGCAAAAGUGCUCAAUAUUGAUCUUGAAGCUGAGGAUCCAUUAGAAAAUGAAAGAAAAUCAUUUAUUUCUUCGCGAUUGAAGGGAGACAAGAGUGACAAGAAAAAGUCUCUCCUUAAAAUGCCUAUUGAAGGAACACUCAUUGAUAUGAUUAAGACGGUUGAGAAAGAAGCUACUUCGGGGCAUUUGAAAAAUAGGUCAGUACGUGGCAGAGAUGAUAAAGCAUUUAUGGUUAAAAAGGAUGACUUUGACGCCUUUUGUAAUCCUCCAAAGUUGGAUGACAACAUUGAGGAGGGAUUAGUAGUAGGCCAGAAGGGUAGUUUUGGAAAAUCAAAAGUGAAUCUUUCUCCUUUUCAUAAGGAGUUAGAUAAUGACUUUCGGCGAAUUGACAAUUCAGCAAGAGCCUUAUUCAGAGCCAUUUCAUAUGGCACUAUGAUAGCAGCUUUCUUAGAUGAGGCUGAAUGUGAGGAUGAUGAGUGGAAGGACGUAAAGCCCUCAUCAACUGUUUCAGAAGCAUGGCUGAUUUGA